AUGAUUAUAGUACGAAGAACUAUACCAUUGACAUAUAAGAGUCCGUAUUCAUGUCUGCGACCGAAACAAUUAAUUUCAAUACGGUUUAAAACAACCACUAAAGUGUUGCCAAACUCACCUCAAUCGAAAAAUGAUGUAUCAAAUCCUAAUGUAAGGUGGUUUUAUGCCUCCGACGUACCAAUUUCAAAGCCAGAUUGGUUUCACUACAAACAAACAAAACAACCAGAAUCUUUUAUUCCAUUUUCAGAAUAUGAUUCAAAUAAUCUAGAAAGAGAAUUUAAAAAUAAAGAUAAACUGAACAGUAAACCAAUUGAAGUAAAUGAAGAUAAGUUAUUUGAAGUAGAUGUUAAUGAAUUUCAAUUAGCUCCUGUUUAUUGGGAUGGACCAAUUUAUGAAGUCAGAAGAGGAGUUUGGUUUGAUUCUGAUGGUAAACCACUAAAUGGUGAACUAACUAAAGAGUUGGAAAUUGGAUUCAAAAAAGUGAAACCAUAUUCAUUUGAUUCCGACUUUAACGAAAGUAAUGCAAAAUUAAAUAAAAAUAAAAUAUCAGAAUUUAAUAAAUCUCAAAUUGAAGGGAACGAAGAUGAAGAAGAACAUGAAAUAGACGUUAGCGGACAAAAGGAUGUUUAUAAAUUAAGUAAUGAUCAACUUGUACUAUAUUUUAAUAAAAAUCAAGCAGCUAUUUUCCCAAUAAACAUCGCAACUGAUUUUCGAAUUGAUAUUAUAAGAUAUUUUGGACCAAAUCAAGUUUCUUUAUUAGGUGUUAAACAUAUUGAAAGAGGAUAUUCUGAAAAAUUGAAAAAAAGUUUAUUUGAUAAAUUACCAGAUAAUCCAUUACCUGGAAUUGCUGAUACUUUCCAAAAUGAAUUUGGUUAUAUUUUGGGAAAAGAUUUAAAUAAAUCUGAUUCUAAAAAUGUUGAUGAAAUUUCAAAUGAAUCAUCCACUGCUGAUAAUGAAAUUGAUGAUAAACAUAUGCAACAAUAUCUUGAAAAAGAUUAUGAUUUAGAAACCUCAGUAACUAAAUCAAAUAGAGAAAUCGAUCAUUUGAUUUUAUGUGUUCAUGGAAUUGGACAAGUUUUGGGGAGUAAAUAUGAAUCAGUUAAUUUUACUCACAAUAUAAAUGUUUUAAGAAAUACAAUGAAAAAAGUCUUUGAAGAAAAUGAUGAUUAUAAAAAGCUAGCCUACCCAAAUGGUAAACAAGAUGAGCAUAAUAAUAGAAUUCAAGUAUUACCAAUAUCUUGGAGACAUAGAGUUGAUUUUCGACCACAAAUGACAAAAAAGGAAAAUAAGGAUUCAAGAUUACCUACGUUAUCUCAAAUAAAUGUCGACGGUAUAAAAGCUUUAAGAAAUAUAUUUGGUGAUGUUGUAUUGGAUGUUUUGUUAUAUUAUCAGCCAAAUUAUUUACAACAAAUUUUCACUGCUGUUAUAUCUGAGACCAAUAGAGUUUAUAAAUUAUUCAAGGAAAAAAACCCAAAUUUUAAUGGUAAAGUUCAUAUUUUGGGUCAUUCAUUAGGUUCAGCCAUUUCAUUUGAUAUUUUAUCUGGUCAAAGUGGAACAAUAACAGGAGAAAUUGAUGUUGAAAAAGAUCUUGCAUUUGAUGUUGAAAAUUUAUUUCUUCUUGGUUCUCCAGUAGGUAUGUUCAAAUUAUUAGAAGGUAAAAAUAUUGAAGCAAGAUCUCAACAAGAUAAAAAUUAUCAACCAAAUAAAGAGUCUAAUAUUGUUUCACCAAAAUGUCAAAACUUAUAUAAUUUAUUCCAUCCAUGUGAUCCAAUUGCUUAUAGAGUAGAACCAUUAGUAGCACCUAAAUUUGGAGAUUUUAAAGCUGUACCCGUUGAGUUUGCAGUUAAAGGAUUAAAUAGUCAAAUUAAAGAUUUGGCUAAUUUAGGUGAUGAUAUAUCUGAAAAAAUAUCAUCUGCUGUAAAAUGGUUAAGUUUAACUCAAAAACAACCACCAAACAAAGAAUCAAAAUCAAUAGAAGAGAAAGCUCAAAAUGAAAAUGCAUUAGGUGAUAUAAUAUCUAGUGUUAUAAAACCGGAUGGAGAAUCAGAACAAAAUGAUGAUGUCGAACCUCACGAAAGAAAAUUAACUUCAAAAGAAUUAGUCACAUUAACAGCAUUAAACGAUUCCGGUAGAAUUGACUAUAGUUUACCAAUGGGUGUACUAGAUAUAUCCUUAGUUUCUGCAGUCAGUGCACAUAUAUCAUAUUAUGAAGAUGAAAAUACUGCUGGAUUUAUAAUGAAAGAAGUAUUAUCUAAAAAUCAAAAACCUGUUACUGAAACAGUAACGUUAUAUUGA
Molecule: messenger RNA, 2295 nt
Organism: Lodderomyces jiufengensis
Lineage: Eukaryota; Fungi; Ascomycota; Pichiomycetes; Serinales; Debaryomycetaceae
Product: putative carboxylic ester hydrolase
Exons: 1
Coding region: 1-2295 (764 amino acids)
Cellular component (GO): cytoplasm
Molecular function (GO): metal ion binding; glycerophospholipase activity
Source: RefSeq, a predicted model, not a curated record